This is a messenger RNA of Suillus subaureus, 660 nucleotides long. RefSeq lists its product as uncharacterized. The record is from RefSeq and is a predicted model, not a curated record. Lineage: Eukaryota; Fungi; Basidiomycota; Agaricomycetes; Boletales; Suillaceae. Bases 1 to 660 code for a protein of 219 amino acids. The transcript is spliced from 8 exons.
AUGUCUUCAUCAGACUCUGAUGUGUCAUUGUCAACUUACAGCCCCAAAAAAUGUGCAUCAUUGAACAAGUCCAGCUCCAGUCAACGUGCAUCUUCAUCAGACCUUGACAUGUUGUUGCCAACCUCCAACUCCAAAAAAUGUGUUUCAAUGGAUGAUAUCCUUGAUAAUAUGACUGCCACUGGCAGAAGGAAGAAGACCAAGGUGGUUAACAUCCAGUUCAAAUAUUGUUCAAUGAGCUCACAAUGCUCAGAUGAUCUUUCAUCCCUGAAGCACUUGCUGAAGGUGUUUGAUGAAGAUGUCAACUUAGGGAUGGAGCAUCUUCAAGAUAGGACUUGGCCUCUACUCUCAACUAAUUGGCUGUUAUUCCUAUAUGCAGCUAACGCCAUCUAUGACAGGGAGAACCCAAACAUUGGCCUCUUUUGUGGGCAUGCUGGUAUCAGGGAACAUGAUGAUGAUGAUGGCAAGCAUGGCAGAAGCAAAUCCAAGGCUACCAUGUAUGGGCUUACAAAGGUGACGCUGCAAGCAUGGGCUUGGGCCAUGUGUGCAGUGUGGUUUUCCCUCUCCACCUGUAACUCAUACAAAAUGUGCAUUGGGUCAUUCAAUCUAGAAGAAUUCUUUUUCACUAUCAUCAAAACUCUCAAUGACCCUGAGGACCCAUGA